AUGGUGACGCUCGACUCCAACGACCACUACGAACAUCUCGGCGUCCCCACCGGCUACUAUCAAGGCUCAUCGGCUGAGAAGACGAUCAACAAAAUGCACCAGUGCCUCGACAAGAUCCACAACUCGCUGCUCGCCCCCUGGCAGAAGGCUGAUGCCGUCAAAACCUUCAUCCUCCCGUGCAUCGGCUUCCACCUGAAGAACGGCCACGUCGAGAAGAAGAAGCACCUCAUCCCCUUCGACAAGAAGCUCAAGAAAUACGGCAAGAUGUGGCUGAACCUGCCAAGUCAAGCAAGCCCUGAAGUGCUCUACCUGCCGAACGAGAUGGGAGGACUCGGCUUCAUCCAGACGAAGACCCUCGCCGACGUGAUGCAGCUGGUGCAUGCUGUCCAGUUGUUGGAGUCGACUGAUCUCGGCCCAAUGACUGCUCAGCUGCUCCGUACGGCUGUACAGAAGAAGAUCAAGCGUGCGCCAACCGACUCCGAAGUGGCCGACUACCUGAACCAGAAGCUCGACGGUGCCUUCGAGACGUACUACGCCGACACCCGCAACAUGUGGACAAGAGUGCGACAAGCAACGGGACGGCUGGUCAAGACGGACAAGCUCGACGUGAAGUGGACCUGGGCCAACGACAAGAUCCAACUGCUCGUGCUCGGAUGUGGCGUCACCAAGAAGACGUGUGAGAAGAUGCUCAAGGGCGCCGUCCAUCAAGCUCAACUCGUUCACCUCACCGCCAAGAAGAUCCACAACCAUGCGAUCACCCUCCGUCACAAUGCCAUCGUCGACCGACUCAUCAACGCCAUCAAGUUGCCCGACACCACCACAAAAUACGUCAACGUCAAGAUCCCCGGCACGGAUGGUCAACUACGCCCCGAUCUCGCCCUCAUCGACCAUGUCAAGAAGCGUGUGACGAUCGUGGAUGUGACAAUGUCAUUCGAGAACUACGACCUGAGCGUCUUCGAAUCUGCACGUGACGGGAAGCUGCGCAAGUACGCCGACAUCUUCAACAAGUUCAACGCGGACGGCUACGACACGUUCCUGGGCGCCUUCAUCGUUGGUCCGCUCGGUGGAUGGGAUCAAGGAAACGAAGUAGUGCUGCGCCGCCUCGCCAUCUCGGUCAAGUACGCUGGUCUGAUGAAGAAGUUGAUGGUCGCCGACGCGGUACGCUGGUCCAAGGACAUCUACAUCGAGCACGUCUGCGGGCAACGUCAAUACCAAGCC
Molecule: messenger RNA, 1218 nt
Organism: Mesorhabditis spiculigera
Lineage: Eukaryota; Metazoa; Nematoda; Chromadorea; Rhabditida; Rhabditidae
Source: the annotation of a GenBank genome assembly